Messenger RNA from Balaenoptera acutorostrata (minke whale), 1648 nucleotides. RefSeq names its product glucocorticoid-induced transcript 1 protein-like. Gene Ontology annotation, cellular component: cytoplasm. The coding region runs from base 421 to 855 and encodes 144 amino acids. The transcript is spliced from 4 exons. Lineage: Eukaryota; Metazoa; Chordata; Mammalia; Artiodactyla; Balaenopteridae. The record is from RefSeq and is a predicted model, not a curated record.
CCCAGUCUGCCCAGCCCGACGCCGCCGCCGACCGCGGCCCCGACCGAGCAGGCGCCGCGGGCCAAGGGCCACCCGAGACGGUCCCCAGAGAGCCACCGGAGGAGCAACUCACCUGAGCGCCGGAGCCCCGGCUCGCCCGUGUGCAGAGGUAGCGAGCCCAACCCUUGCGUCCUCCCGGGCUGCGUCUCCCCGACGGUGCCCUCUGUGGAAACUUCAGCCUCUCCGGGCUUCUCUUUGCUAGUGCAUUAUCGAAGCUGGAAGCAGAGAAUCUAGCAGAGGACUCCAACCAAGGCCCUGGAGGAAUGGUGGAGCCAUAAGAUGAAGGAAGUCUGAAUCCCUGAAUGAUCGUAUAGAAGGCCAUCUGUCAGCCAGGAAGAUACACAUUGGGUUUUUAUUGUGAUAAGCCACGAAUUUUAAAAAAUGGUAGCUGUUAGCAUUAGCAACUUUACUGCACCUAACAGUUUAAAGAAAGGUGGUCUACCAGCUGCUACUACUGGAGCCGCUUUGAAAAUUCACCCUGGGAGUCUCACUCUUACCUCGUGUGAUCCAUCACAUAGAGUGGACAGGCCAAAAUCUCAUCAAGUUCGAACCUCUGGUACAAUAAGGCGAACCUCUUCUUUGGAUACGAUAACAGGACCUUAUCUCACAGGACAGUGGCCACGAGAUCCUCAUGUUCAUUACCCUUCAUGCAUGAAAGAUAAAGCUACUCAGAGUGGACAGGCCAAAAUCUCAUCAAGUUCGAACCUCUGGUACAAUAAGGCGAACCUCUUCUUUGGAUACGAUAACAGGACCUUAUCUCACAGGACAGUGGCCACGAGAUCCUCAUGUUCAUUACCCUUCAUGCAUGAAAGAUAAAGCUACUCAGGUAAAAUAAGCAAAUCAAAAUCAGUUUUAUUAUCCUGCAGUUCUUCUAUUUUGAUCACAGUAAAGAAAAUUAAUUUAAUCAAAUUUUCCCAGUUAUUAAAUAUAUUCAACCAAAGAAGAAAGCCAUUUCUUUUAAUAAACUUUAGACUAAGUAUUUUUAUCAUCUCGGUUUUGAAAGUUUUUAAAUUAUUUAAUAUUUAAUAAAUAGCACAUCAGUCUACAUUGUGUGGUUUUUGAGACUUAUAGUUUUAGGAAUUAUUUUCCUACAGAAAUUAAUGACUAGUAACUGUAUUAGAAAAUACAGGCAUAUCUCGUUUUACUGUGCUUUGCUUUACUAUGCUUCUCAGAUAUUGUGUUUUUUUACAAAUUGAAGGUUUUUGGCAAUCUUGCAUGGAGCAAGUCUAUCGGCGUCCUUUUUCCAACAGCAUUUGCUCACUUUAUGUCUCUCGGUCACAUUCUGGCAAUUCUUUAAAUAUUUCAAACUUUUUCAUUAUUAUUAUAUUUGUUAUGGUGAUCCAUCCUCAAUGAUCUUUUUUGUUACUAUUGUAAAAAGAUUAUGACUUGCUGAAGGCUCAGAUGAUGAUUAGCAUUUUUUAGCAAUAAAGUAUUUUUAAUUAAGGUAUGUAUAUUGUUUUUUUAGGAUGUAAUGCCUUUGAACACUUUAAUAGACUACAGUAAUAGUAUAAACAUAAAUUUUAUAUGCACUGGGAAACCAAAAAUUUGUGUGACUCUCUUUAUUGCGAUAUUUGCUUUAUUGUGGUGGUCUGGAACCAAACCUGCAGUA